AUGGCUGGCGGAAGCCCUCCACAGUCUGGCCGCGAGGGCAUGAACGCGUCCUUCGUCAACACUUCACUGCUGGGUGUUGCGAUAUCCUUGCCGCUCAUCGCGACUGGAGCAACCAUUCUGCGAUGGUACGCAAGACGACUCAAAAAUCGAGCCACAACACUGCAUGCCGAUGACUGGAUGCUUCUCAUAACUCUGAUCCUCUGCUGGGCGCAUUCGAUAAACACGAUAGUUGCGGGUGGCAUAGGCGGGAUCAAUACCAUCAAAAUCCCACCUCGAGAGUAUGCCACUGUGGCACUAAGGACGUUAUGGAUAUCCACCCUGUUCCUGGUCUCGGCUCUGUACACCAUCAAAGUCUCCAUAUUGGUUUUCUACUACCAACUCUUCUCAGUCGCAACAUGGUUCAGAAGAGCCGUGAUUGGGAUGCUGGUCAUUCUCACUCUUUGGUUCGUGUCGUCUAUCAUGUUGGCUCUCCUAUCCACAGUCCCAUUUGAUGGAGCAUUCAAAGACGCAGCCACCGCAAAACACCGCUUCGAUUUCAACGCCUGGUACAUCAGCUACUCGGGCCUCUCCAUCCUCUUCGACGUCAUCAUCCUCUGCUUCCCCAUCCCCAUGAUCAAAUCCCUCAAAGUCACCACAAAGGAGAAGAUCUCCAUCCUCGGAAUUUUCUGGCUCGGCGGCUUCGUCUGCGUGUCCGCCAUCAUCCGCUUCGUCUUCCUAUACAACUCCAUCUACCGCCUUACGGACUUCGGCCAGAACCAGUACAGCUCCAUCACCGUGGCUUUCAUCUGGGCCGAAGUGGAACCAAACACCUCCGUCAUCGCCGCCUGUCUACCUACAUACAGGCCACUCUUCAAGAACGGUGUACUGCUGCCGCGAAUGGUCAGUUCCAUGCGAUCCGCGCUGGGUCUUCCGGCCAAGCAGGCGACGGGCAGCGAUGUGACUGGCUCGAACCCUAGCGAGUACUACCAGCUAGACAAGCCCAAGCGCACCAAAAAGAAUGACGCUUUGGUCAAGGAGAUGAUGAACAGCGGUACGCGCACCACGGCUUCGGAUAUCGAGGCCCACGAGAUGAUUGAUACCAGUCAGUUGGGGCGGAAAUGGGGUUACUGA
Molecule: messenger RNA, 1110 nt
Organism: Westerdykella ornata
Lineage: Eukaryota; Fungi; Ascomycota; Dothideomycetes; Pleosporales; Sporormiaceae
Exons: 4
Coding region: 1-1110 (369 amino acids)
Source: RefSeq, a predicted model, not a curated record